This is a messenger RNA of Rhododendron vialii, 1540 nucleotides long. RefSeq lists its product as uncharacterized. The transcript is spliced from 7 exons. The record is from RefSeq and is a predicted model, not a curated record. Lineage: Eukaryota; Viridiplantae; Streptophyta; Magnoliopsida; Ericales; Ericaceae. The coding region runs from base 157 to 1452 and encodes 431 amino acids.
AUCCCUGCUUUGCUAGUGCCCAGAAUUACCGUUGCAGCCAAUCACCCCUGUCAAAAUCCCUAAAUCAGAAAUAUACGCGCCAAAAUCUGUUCACGCCUGGAAAGAAGAACUCAGAAGAAGAAGAAGAAGAGAUUCUCCAUAAUUCUCCGUGUAAUUAUGGCAGGAGCAAUCGGAUGGUACGGACCUCUGAUCGAUCUGUCAAAAGCUGCUUCUCACGUUGGUGAUUACGUUCAGUUAAUCGUUUUCGUCCAUAGAUGUACUACUGUUCAGUAUAAGAUGGCGAAAGGUGGAAGAGAAGUUAUUAGGACAGACAUUCAGGUUGGUGAUGAUACACGCCGUUUUUUCAAUGUAUCCAUAUGGCAAAAACAAAUGGGUUCCAUGGCUGUUGCUGGUGAUAUCGUCUUGCUGCACAACGUCAAGAUUACAAGAUUUGGAGAUUUUGUUGAGGCCAGAACCAACCAUUGCUCGUCUCUACAAUGUUUAGUCCACUCUUGUGAAUCACUUGUUUCGAAAGGUCUGGACAGCAUCAUGGGUGAGUGUCAACUGGGGGCAACAACCAAGGAAAAGCUUAGGAAAGUUAUUGAAUGGGUGCAGCAAGCUGGAUCUAUUCUUCACAAUGUGCAAUUUCAUGGGCACCAGCAUAAGGGACAACAGUCAAUAAACUGGAAAGUGCAAGAAGAGAGAUGUUUGCAGGACUGCUGUUCUCUUUUAGAAGUGUUCCAUCUUACUGAUUCCAGUAAGGCUACUUUCUGUGCGUCGAUUGGCGAAAUUUUUCUGCCACUGACCUGGAAGCAUCUUCCUGAAUCUGAGGAGGAGAGGAUGUUCCUAAGCAGGAGAAUAUGCGCAAUGGGAGAUAAAUAUUUAACUGAAGAUCUCAUUUGUAGCGGCUGCCAACUAUGUGGCUCUCCUUUGAACUCUGAGUUGGGGUCUACCUCUGACGAAAGCACCACUCCAUUCUAUUGUCAGAAGAGCUCUAAUAAUCUCCACAUAAGAAGCGUAAUAUACAGACCCUUCAUGUUAUACGUAUGGGAUGACUCAAAGUACGUACCACUCCUUGUGAAAAACAAGGCUGCUGAACUCUUGUUUGGAAACAUAAAAGCUGAGAGUGUACACUCAUGCUAUAGAGGACAGAAGCACGGCCAAACACCUAAUCCAAACGACAACCAAAACACCGGUCAUUCAGAUGCAAAAAGCACAACUCGGUUAAACACUGCUGAUGGAGGAUUUGGCUUACUUCUGCAUCCUAGUGCAGAUAAGAGCUUGGAACAGAAGGAGAAAAAACAAUCUGGAGUCCCAGAUUUGUAUUCGAUUUGGUUGAUAUUGCUUAAACUAUUGAUGCAACAAGGGAAAAAUAGUCCUCUGAAAUUCAAAGUUACAGUCAAUAUGGCCAAACAUUGGGAUAGGGGGAGGUUUGAAAUGGUGUCUGUGUCUAUACCAUGUUUUGAAGGCUAGCCGUAGCAUCCUUGGUCUAGAUUACUAUUGUUCUUCAAUAUGUACUAUAGAAAUAUUAUUCUGUUUCUGUACACGUGAGAUGGUAAAA